CCGUAUCAUAAACAGGUUUUGCGGACCCAAAGAAGCUCACUCCAAUGUCCUAACUCUGAUGAGCCGAGAAGGACCUUUUAUCCCGAGCCCAACGGUCUCAAAUUCGACGCCUUUUUUAUGGCGCCCGCGACCACCGCAUCCGCGGGCGUUCUUGUCGCCGUAAUCUCCAUCACUGCCGUCUCCUACCUUUUCCGCAACCAGCGGCAAAAGGGUUUGUCUCGAAAGACUCCCAAGCCUCUUACGCCGAAGAAACUAAGAAAAGGACUCAUUGACGCCGUCGGCAAUACACCUUUGAUCAGAAUCAACAGCCUCUCCGAAGCUACCGGAUGUGAAAUUCUUGCGAAGGCGGAGUUUUUGAAUCCGGGAGGGAGUGUGAAGGAUCGAGUCGCCGUGAAAAUAAUUGAAGAGGCUCUGGAAUCAGGCCAGCUAGCUCAAGGAGGAGUCGUUACUGAGGGAAGCGUGGGGAGCACUGCCAUUAGCCUUGCUACAGUAGCUCCUGCUUAUGGAUGCAAGUGCCAUGUGGUUAUCCCAGAUGAUGUUGCUAUUGAAAAAUCUCAAAUACUUGAAGCCCUUGGAGCGACUGUUGAAAGGGUAAGACCAGUGUCAAUUACACAUAAAGACCACUUUGUCAAUAUUGCAAGGAGGAGAGCUUUGGAAGCAGAUGAUUUAGCAUCAAAGCAGAAAAAAGCUGACUGGAUGGAUGCCAAAAACCUAGAACAUGCCAAUGGUCACUCCUUUAAGGAAGGGAAACAGUGGUCUGUCAUUGCAGGUAAUUAUAAGGGUGGUUUCUUUGCAGAUCAGUUUGAAAACCUAGCUAAUUUUCGGGCACACUAUGAUGGCACUGGACCUGAGAUUUGGGAACAGACUGGCGGUGAUUUGCAUGCAUUUGUGGCAGCUGCGGGCACUGGUGGCACUGUGGCUGGUAUUUCCCGAUUCCUGAAGGAAAAUAAUCCAGAAAUCAAGUGCUUUCUGAUUGACCCCCCCGGUUCUGGUUUGUUUAAUAAGAUUACUAGGGGAGUGAUGUACACUAGAGAAGAGGCCGAAGGACGGAGGCUGAGAAAUCCGUUUGAUACUAUAACUGAAGGAAUUGGAAUUAAUAGGUUAACCCAAAAUUUUAUGAUGGCACAACUUGACGGAGCAUUUAGAGGCACUGAUAUAGAGGCAGUUGAAAUGUCCAGGUUUCUUUUGAAGAAUGAUGGCCUUUUUGUUGGGAGUUCCUCAGCCAUGAACUGUGUUGGAGCUGUCAGGGUCGCACAGUCAAUUGGCCCUGGUCACACAAUUGUGACUAUUUUGUGUGACAGUGGAAUGAGGCAUUUGAGUAAGUUUUAUGAUGCUCAAUAUCUGUCUCAGCAUGGUUUGACACCCAUGGCAAGUGGAUUGGAAUUUCUCAAAUGAGAGCUUGUUUGGCAUCUUGCCCUGAAGUUCAAAUAUGGGACAUCUUUCUCAGCAUUUUAAUCUGAAAAUUGUGUGGCAGAAUCAAACCAAACACAAUUCAUGAGAAAAUGAUCAUUCUUUGUAACAUUUGAAAGUAGGUAGUGACAAAGCAAGCAUCAAAACCCAAUUCAAUUUAGGAGAACAAGAUCAUUCUUUGUAGCAUGGGAAUAUAUUUUGUGGAUUGUCCUUGCUUUACCACAUUGUUGGGGAUGAAAGCUUUCGCUAGAAUGAUGAAAAUUGUGUGCUAGAGUUUAUGUUUC
Malania oleifera is the source of this 1694-nucleotide messenger RNA. RefSeq names its product cysteine synthase 2. Gene Ontology annotation, cellular component: cytoplasm. The coding region runs from base 118 to 1395 and encodes 425 amino acids. NCBI's taxonomy places the organism in Eukaryota, Viridiplantae, Streptophyta, Magnoliopsida, Santalales, Ximeniaceae. Gene Ontology annotation, molecular function: cysteine synthase activity. The transcript has 6 exons. The record is from RefSeq and is a predicted model, not a curated record.